AUGAAAGAUGAAAAUUUCCUUUCUGGGAAUUAUAAGGGAACUUUGGCCGUCGAUCUUAUACACGAAACUAGACCAAACCAACUCAAAAAUGCAAAAAAUCAACACACUUCGAUUAUAAUAAUUUAUGAAGCAAAAUUUGGUGAAAGCUUAAUGAUGGCUUAUAUUGGACGAAUAACCGAAGAUGAAGCAUCUGAAGCUAAUCGAGCAGUAAUUAGCAUUGUCUGUUAG
Molecule: messenger RNA, 228 nt
Organism: Scutellospora calospora
Lineage: Eukaryota; Fungi; Glomeromycota; Glomeromycetes; Diversisporales; Gigasporaceae
Source: the annotation of a GenBank genome assembly